Messenger RNA from Aspergillus wentii DTO 134E9, 684 nucleotides. RefSeq lists its product as uncharacterized. The transcript is spliced from 2 exons. The record is from RefSeq and is a predicted model, not a curated record. The coding region runs from base 1 to 684 and encodes 227 amino acids. Lineage: Eukaryota; Fungi; Ascomycota; Eurotiomycetes; Eurotiales; Aspergillaceae.
AUGCUGGUCCGACAUCGCCAUCUCGUAGCCCGUGGAACACCCGUUCAACCACCUCCUCACCCCAUCGCCAUCCGAACAGAGCACAUCCCCAAAGAAAAAACAUUGAUUUACAUCCGGCCCAAAGCCGACCCCUACUCAGCAAACGACUACACGGUCAAAGAUGACGCCACAGAUGAAACCCUCUUCACAGUAACAGGCAAGAAAUACGGCAACGACUCUGGCCGCGAAUUCCGCGACUCAUCCGGCCUGCCUCUCUUUGAACUCCGUCGCUCUUAUCGAUUCCCUGGAUGGCGCACAAAAAUCAAUUUACCAGGCGACAAGGAAGAUCUGGUGGAGGUGAAACACAGGGCAAUGAAUGGCAACUUUGAUCUGAUAUUCAAGAAUCAGGCUGCGGUGCAUUCGAAAGCGGACAUCGACAAGAUUGUUAAGUUGGAAGUGCAUCGCACUGCGCCUGAUCCGCUGCUUAGCUUCGGGGCUGUUGUUGGUGAUACCAAGGUUGUUGAUGUGCGUGAGAGCUUGGAGAGCAAUAAGUCUAUUGUGCAUAUGUACACUCAGUAUGGAGAGCCACGGCCGAAACGAGUCAUGGAUGUGACCGUGGCAGAGGGGUUUGAUAUGGUGCUGGCAUCUUUGAUUUCGGUGAUGGCAGUAGACUCGGCCUGUCCUGUGGACAGAUUGGAGACAUGA